AAAUAGCUUAAAUUAAGUUAAAAGCUGAAAUAAGCCCUAUCAAACAGGACCAACAUGGACCCUUCAAAAUAAAUCAAUUACUCAUGUCGGGCACCUGACACUAACAAGGGUGUGAGAUAUGUGUCCGAUACUUUCUAUCGGACACUUAUUAUAUAUUUGUAUUUAGCACUAGUGUUAUAUGUAUAUAUUGUUCUAUAAUUGCUAUGGAAUUAGUAAAAUGCCUUUUAGAUAUUGUAUGUUAUAUAUAACACAAUUUUAUCUUACAUAAUGGAUUAAAAAUAUAAAAAUAUAACCCUUUUUUGCUGAGUCUGUAUACCUUUACAUUUGAGAUUUGAUGGGUCUGACCUCUUGAAUAUGCACCCACACCUGAUACUCGUACCAAAGUCUAUGUAACAUAAGAUUCUUUUGCAUGCCUUUCUAUGAGUUGAACUUUGAACCUUAGGGGUUAUUUCCCAUUAAUGUUGAAUGUAGUUACGUAACAAGUGGGCAAUCACAGCAAGAGAAAGGUCAAUACCCCUUCUCACAUGUUGCAAAUUACCGUAGUUAAUGGAUGUAAGAAUUCUUCUAGAUAUUGUUGCUGUGGUAUUUUUGUUUUCAAUGAUUUGUUGUAUGUUCUUCUUCACCAAAAACUCGCACCUUGUUGAUUAUUGUAGCAAUUGAUUAUCAUAGCUGCACCUUGUUUAUGGGCUUGUGGUGAGAGUGAAGGCUUAGUGACAGCUAUGGAGCAGGAAGAGUGACUUGUAGUGUAUCUUUGUAUCAUUUUUUGUACGUCUGGUUAUUCUUGCUUGUCUUAAUAGUGAAAGUAAAGAUCUAAAGGUCAGAGGACUUUUGUGUGUCAUAGUACCUCUUUGAGGAUUGUAUUUUUUAAGUUUGUUUUGUGCUUGUAAUAUUGUCUAAGAUUGGGGAUCCAAUCAUUGCAAUUUCUGUUUGUGACUUUUAAAUAGACUUGUUUUCUGUAUGCAGUCAAUUGAAUGUGAAAUUGUAGGAGUGCUUGUUGAAAUUGUGUCUCAAAAUCUUAGUUGAAGGAACCAUCGGUUCUCUCUUGCACUGGGACCAAUAUAUAUAUAUAUAUAUUUUUUUUAAGGGCUAAUUUUGGGUUUCAAUGUGAGAGAGAACUCGUCACAUAAAGGGGUUAGUGUUUGUGAGAGAAAGCAUCUCUCUUGUACCAUCAUAUUCAUUCUGAAUUAUUCCAAUAAUCUUCACCCAUUGAGAGCAUGUUGGUUCUAUAGCAGGAGCAAUUAUUGGUGAUAGAGCUGCCUGAUAAUGUGCAACCUUUACCAAAUGAGAAAUUUAGCGAGGUCGUGAGAGCAAGAAGGUUUGAUAUACUGCACUACCUUCACUAGCUAAAUCAAUCAACAGUUAGAUGCAACCAUCCCAGGAGCAACAAAGUUCAGGCAGUAUCCAUGGCUUGUACCACCAGCCUAUGCAGCAGAUCGAACCAUACUGCAUCUCUCCUUUCCAAAUUUUGACCAACAACGUGUUCCCUGAAAAUGGGAGCCAAGCAACCCAAGUUUCAUUCCAGUCUUACAAUGAACCGUACUUCACACUGGAAUCGUCUCCAGCAAACGGUUACAUUGUCUAUGAUUCCCCUCCUGCUGUGAGCAUCUCUUCUAACCGGACUCCCUUUUCACCACAAGGUUCUCAGUCAUACCUGUCAGAUCCACAUCAUUCCUCUGACAAUACUUAUGGAUCCACAGUUAGCGGGUCUUCCGUUGUCGAUGAUGGUAAUGGACUCAGGCACAUAUUGAAAGAUUUGGAGAAUAAAUUGUUGGGGCCUGAAUCUGAUGAUGACAUCAGCAGUUGCUCCUUCAAAGGUGCAGGCCACCAAGCAUAUUCCUCAACAAGUUCAAAUCAAAUGAUGGAAACGAGCCCCAGCUUAGACUUAAAACAAAUGCUUGUAGCCUGUGCAGAAGCAGUGUCGGAGGAAGAUAUGGAAACCGCAUCGAGAUUGAUGCUUAAGUUAGAAGGCAUGGUUUCAGUCUGCGGGGAACCGAUCCAACGGUUGGGUGCAUACAUGUUGGAAGGGCUUAGAGCAAGAUUGUUAUCAUCAGGGAGUUUAAUCUACAAAAAACUGAAGUGCAGAGAAGUGCUACCGACCAGUUCAGAGCUUAUGUCCUACAUGCAUGUCCUCUAUCAGAUCUGCCCUUACUACAAAUUUGCCUACAAUUCUGCCAAUGUUGUUAUAAAGGAAGCUAUGGAAAAUGAGAGCAGAAUCCACAUUAUUGAUUUUCAGCUUGCACAGGGAAGCCAGUGGGUGGACCUCAUUAAGGAUCUUGCCAAACGGCCUGGUGGGCCCCCAUACAUUCGCAUCACCGGGGUUGAUGAUUCCGAUUCAGCUCAUGCUCGAGGUGGAGGGCUUGACAUUGUGGGGGAAAGGCUAUCAAAAGUUGCUGCGUCGUGUGGAGUGUCAUUUGGAUUUCAUGGUGCUGCUAUGUCUGGAUGUGAGGUUGAACUAACGAAUCUUAGAGUUCAACAUGGAGAAGCACUGGCCGUGAAUUUCCCUUACAUGUUGCACCACAUGCCAGAUGAGAGCGUUACCACUAGCAAUCAUCGAGAUCGGCUAUUGAGGCUGGUUAAGAGCUUGUCGCCCAAGGUCAUGAUCCUCGUCGAGCAAGAAUCCAAUACCAACACUGCUGCAUUCGUUCCACGGUUCAAGGAGACAUUGGACUAUUAUAUGGCUAUGUUUGAAUCGAUUGACGCUGCUCGUCCAAGAGAUGAUAAGCAGCGGAUCAGUGCAGAAGAGCACUGUGUGGCUCGGGACAUUGUGAACAUAAUAGCAUGUGAGGGAGCAGAGAGGGUGGAAAGGCACGAGCCGUUUGGGAAGUGGAGGUCAAGACUUAUGAUGGCGGGGUUUAUGCCGUGCCCUAUGAGUUCCUCAGUGAGCAUAGAAAUUAGCCGAGUCUUGAAGGACUACAGCAAGAAUUUCAGAUUUGCAGAGAGGGACGGGGUUCUUUAUCUUGGCUGGAAGAAUAGGGUUUUGGCAACAUCUUCGGCGUGGAGGUGAGAAACGGUUUUGUGGCUGCUUUGAUGCAUAAUUUCUGUAAAUUCUCUCUCAAUGUUGUUUUUUGUUAUUUUCUUUACGCUGUGUUUGGUUGGGGGAUUUAGAAAGGGAAAGAAAAAAGAUAGGUGAAAUGAGAAUAAAAUAUAUCUAUAUUUUACUUAAUUUUAUACAAUUUUUUCCUUUUUAUUGUCAAAUCCUCUAACCAAACACAGUAUUAGAGUGAUAUUGCUCUCUCUGUAUUAAUACACAGGCUAGAAGAGCUGAGCUCUCUUCUAGUAAGUAAGACCUUGUGCUUUGUAUAGCUCAGACUUCUCCAACGUUCAGCAAUUGUUGUACAUGCCUGCCUAGGUGCCUAGGAAUGAAAUUAGUGAGCUUAUUAUUAUUGUUUUCUUUA
Messenger RNA from Camellia sinensis, 3395 nucleotides. RefSeq names its product scarecrow-like protein 13. The record is from RefSeq and is a predicted model, not a curated record. NCBI's taxonomy places the organism in Eukaryota, Viridiplantae, Streptophyta, Magnoliopsida, Ericales, Theaceae.